Messenger RNA from Vicia villosa (hairy vetch), 740 nucleotides. RefSeq names its product embryo-specific protein ATS3A-like. Gene Ontology annotation, molecular function: protein binding. NCBI's taxonomy places the organism in Eukaryota, Viridiplantae, Streptophyta, Magnoliopsida, Fabales, Fabaceae. The coding region runs from base 109 to 609 and encodes 166 amino acids. The record is from RefSeq and is a predicted model, not a curated record. The transcript has 3 exons.
AUAAUGUUAUAAUUAAUAUAAAUUUAGAGUAUCUACACAAUUAAGAAAUUUCUCCUUUUUCUUCCCUUUAAAAGCACCAAAAAAAAGAAGGUAACUAGUAAUAAAACCAUGAAAUCUCUUACCUUAAUCAUCACAGUCUCCAUCUUUAUUGUCUUCUCACAUGCAACACCAACAAUUAUCACUCGACUUCAACCACAUAUGAAUCAAUCUUCUGCGCUUAACCUUACUCAACAACAAAUUAAUAGGACUGAACAGGUGAUACCCUGCACUUACAUGAUCUCAAUAAAGACAAGUUGCGAUUCUCCAGCAAAUUCAAAAGAUACAAUUGCUAUUUUAUUUGGAGAUGAUGCUGGCAAUGAGCUCACAAUGUUAAAUGUGGAUACCCCUGAUUUUCAUACAUUCGAGCGGUGCAAGGUGCUUACAUUUGAGUUAUUAGGAAAUUGUAUGGGCCAAAUUUGCAAAUUGUAUGUAGCUAGGGUUGGAUCUGAUGGUUGGAUCCCAGAGUCAAUCACUGCAUUCUACGGUGACUAUCCCCCAAUCACAUUCAUCUACAAUGUUUUCAUUCUUGAUGAUAAACAAGGACAUGGCUUCGAUUAUUGCCAACAUUAAGUUUAAUAUUACAUCUUUAAAUACUCGACUUUUUUUUCUUGAAUAAAAAAAAUAUAUUUAUUGCAUUCUGUUAAAGAUCAAAUUGUCAAUAAACAUAUUUAUAUAAUAUAUAAACUAUUUUCAUUACAAAA